UUUAUUUUUGCCGAUAUUUGGGCUCUCGCUAACGUAAAACCCGGAACUAUAAUAUCCCAAACUUUCCCUUUCUGAACAAUUUUUCCCCCCCUUUUUUUUUGGGAUCUUUGGAUUUUUGAUUCGGACCUUGCUGUUCGCCGCCGGUGGACGCCGGCGAGCGUUCAAUUCGGUUCUUGAUUGCAUUUUGAUUCUGCUGUUUGUUUGGAGGUUUUGGCAGAGAAUCAGGGAGUGAGAGUUGAGUGAGAGAAUGCCUUGUUUGUUGUCAGUGUAACUGCAGAAAUUAAGCGCGAAGAGGCUCUGAUUGGCGAUAUUUUAGGGAUUUUGAUUGCUGUUGCUUUUGGUUGCCAUUGCUGUGAGAGUGUGAUUAAAGCGAAGAUUUCUUGAAACGGAAAAUUUUGAGGAAGAAAAGUGGGGAAUUCGUCGUUGACAGACGAACAGUGCGGCUGAUUUCAGUUCGAUUUUCGGUGGAUAAGCUUCUGAGGAGCCUAAGAGAGUAAAAAAGGCAAAGUUGAAGGAAAAUGUUUACAUGCAUAGCAUGUACGAAACAGACAGACGACGGGGGUGAGGAUGGGGCUGCGCGUGGUAGUGGCACGCCUAGUACAAAGGAAGCCGUCAAAAGCCUGACAACACAGAUUAAGGACAUGGCGUUGAAAUUCUCCGGUGCUUACAGACAGUGCAAACCCUGCACAGGCUCCAGUAGCUAUAAGAAAGGACAGCGACCUUACCCAGAUUUUGACACUGCUUCAGAAGGGGUUCCAUACCCCUACAUAGGAGGGGCAAGUGCAAGCUCAACCCCUGCCUGGGACUUCCCUCGUGUUAAUCGCCACCCACAUACCAGAUCUGACUCUAGAUUUAAAGGGGUCUUCCGAGGAGAUCAGACUCCUGGAGCCGAUUCCUCCAUAUCAGCAUGUGAUGUGGUGCUCGAGGAUGAGGAUGAGUCGAAAGAGUGGAUGGCACAGGUGGAGCCUGGUGUUCACAUCACUUUUGUGUCCCUACCCAAUGGAGGCAAUGAUUUAAAACGAAUUCGUUUCAAUCGAGAAAUGUUUAACAAAUGGCAAGCUCAGCGUUGGUGGGGCGAGAACUAUGACAGAAUAACGGAGCUCUAUAAUGUCCAGAGAUUCAACCAGCAAGCUCUUCAUACGCCACCAAGAACUGAGGACGGGAGGGAUUCUUCUUACUCAAAGAUGGGAAGGGAUAGUCCGAUGACUUCAGGGAACAAAGAUUGGACGCCAAGAAACUACAAACCUUCUGGGAGUAAAGGAUUUCCAUCUGACCAGCAUUUUGACCAAGGAAGCAGCCACCAUUAUGCAGGUUCAAGUGCCUAUCCAGCAGGUAGCGCGAAAGGCGACAUGUCGUCUAUGGAAGCAUCACGCACAACUACCUCUUCUAGAGACGAACCUUCAAUUUCCAUUAGCAAUGCAAGCGACAUCGAGGCGGAGUGGGUCGAGGAAGAUGAUCCCGGGGUCUAUAUAACUAUCAGGCAGCUUGUUGAUGGCACUAGAGAGCUUCGUCGUGUCAGAUUCAGCCGUGAAAAGUUCGGGGAAAUGAACGCGAAGCAAUGGUGGGAUGAGAACAGGGAGAGGAUCCAAGCUCAAUACCUUUAACUUAAUUAUUCAUGUUCCAAAAAUUUUGUCUUUAGAAUGUAAUAUUCAACAAAAAGCCAUCAGCUGGAUAUAGAGUUCUUUUGCUAAGGAAAUUUACUCACCACCAGCAGCAACAUAUACAAAACCAAGUUUCUGAUUUUCCUAUCAGAAUUCUGCAAGCCA
Cucurbita pepo subsp. pepo (vegetable marrow) is the source of this 1766-nucleotide messenger RNA. Its product is annotated as protein BREVIS RADIX-like. The record is from RefSeq and is a predicted model, not a curated record. Lineage: Eukaryota; Viridiplantae; Streptophyta; Magnoliopsida; Cucurbitales; Cucurbitaceae.